Puma concolor (puma) is the source of this 1944-nucleotide messenger RNA. Lineage: Eukaryota; Metazoa; Chordata; Mammalia; Carnivora; Felidae. The record is from RefSeq and is a predicted model, not a curated record.
AUGGCUGGCGGACCCAAGAAAUGUUUGUCUUUCAUUGGAUUCAGCCUUAUCUGUCUUAAAAUGGUUGCUUCAGCAAAUACAGUGUUGGCUGCACCAAUUCUAGAAGUAAGCUCUCCAAGUCCAGACUCUAUUCUUGUGCAGUGGGAAUCUGUAUAUAUGGCAAUUGGAUUCUCUGUGUCCAUUAUGCGAGCCAAUGGUUUGGGUAGAAUAUGGAAAGAGAAUACCACAAACACCUCCUUGACAUUCACCAGGUUAGAUGCUGGGACUCUCUACACCAUAAAGGCCUAUGCGUGGAAUGCCAAUGGAACCCCUGGGGACGACUCCACCUGCAAUCAGAGAACAAGUCCUCGUGCCCCUGCCAGCAUUCAAGUCUCUCUUGACGGUGGGGCUCUGAAGGCUUCUGUUUCAUGGGCCCCAACGGAAGGAGCUUUCAACUAUACUGUGAUGGCUUUGAGUGACUCUUCGGAGCUGAGCUGUAGUACGACUCGCAGUGCCUGUACUAUCUCCUCCCUACAGUGUGGGACUGAGUACCUAAUUUCAGUUUUAGCAAGUAAUGAUGCUGGGUCUAGCAAGUCAACUUCAUCAGAGGCCCUAAAAACUGUUGCUUGUGCACCUGGAAGAGUGACCAUCCAAGAAGAUCCUCCCCACCUGUCUGUGGCUUGGUCCAAUGUAGAUCUGGGUGAUUACUAUGUGGCCUUUGUGAAGAGUGAUGAUGGCUUGGAAGUCCACUGCAACACAUCCCUCACCCAGUGCAAUUUCUUAUCUGAAUGUGGCUUCACUUACUUUAUUAGUGUUUUUGCCUAUAACAAGGCAGGGCAGAGUCCUCUGGGCGAUGUGUUCAAUUAUACCACAGCCCCCUGUUGUCCUAGCGAUAUUAACCCUGUGUUGGUGUCCAGUGACAGAGUAGAGAUUGUCUGGUCUCCUGUCCGUGGUGCCGAACUUUAUGAAACCAAGGCUGUAGAUGGGUUCAAAGUGGUUGAGUGCAAUGACACCGCGCCUGCUUGCACCCUCUCCGCUCUAGAGUGUGACACCAAGUACAACGUCACAGUGUAUUCCUUCAGCGAAGUCCGGGGCAGCAAUAUGUCAUGUACUUCCCGAUUUGUAACCACAGCUCCUUGCAGUCCCGAAAUAAAAAACGUUUCAAAGGAUGCAUUCUCCAUGAUUCGUGUGCACUGGCGAUCCACUAAUGACGAUGCCACUUACACGGUGACUGCCCAGGGGGAGAAAGGGCUGUAUCGGUGCAGCAGCACGGGAGAGUCCUGCGUGGUGGGGAGCUUGCCCUGCGGCUCCGUGUUCUCCGUCACUGCGGUGGCUGAAACACAGGCAGGGCGGAGCCUGCCCAGCUUCAGUGUGCCCCUGGAAACAGUGCCGUGCUGUCCAGCUGGUCUGACAGUAACUCAGGUCACCCAAUCAGUAAUCAACGUGAGCUGGACUGUUGGGACCGGGGCCCAAACCUAUGUGACAGUUCUGGAGUCACACACCGGACAGUCUAAGUGUCUCACCCAUCAAAACCAGUGCCUCCUGGGAUGUAUCACAUGUGGCGUCAAUUACACAGUGGCAUUAAAAGCGAUUAGUGCCACUGGGUUGACUGCAGACUGCACCUACCAAAGUUAUUUCUCUAGUGCCUGCUGCCCUUUGGGAGUGAAAUUAUAUAGGCUGAGCCCUAAUGGCAUCCGAAUCUACUGGCAAGCCUCCAGGGGCUCUACCAAUUAUAGCACUGACCUCUACGGUUCUAAAGGCAUUUUCACCUGUGCACCAAGAGCUGGCCUCAGUUUUUGUGAUGUCACCAAGAUACCCUGUGGGGAUGUAUAUACCGUGAUGGUCUCACCAGUUGCUGAGACAGGAGUGAAGCUUACUUUCUGUCCAAAAAAAAUCUAUUCAGUAACCUGCUCUGGAAGUACACUUGGAAUGGUGAUUUACCGAGGGAAAAGAAAUGCAGAAUAA